CUCUUUCCUUCUCUGGCAGGUGUGCCCGCUGCUUCUGGGAGUGACCGACCAGGGCCGCAGGGAUGGCUGGGGCCUCGGUGAAGGUGGCGGUGCGUGUCCGCCCCUUCAACUCCCGGGAAAUGAGCCGCGACUCCAAGUGCAUCAUUCAGAUGACUGGGAGCACCACCACCAUCAUUAACCCCAAACAGCCCAAGGAGACACCCAAGAGCUUCAGCUUCGACUACUCCUACUGGUCACACACGUCGCCAGAGGACAUCAACUACGCCUCGCAGAAGCAGGUGUACCGGGACAUCGGCGAGGAGAUGCUGCAGCACGCCUUCGAGGGCUACAACGUGUGCAUAUUCGCCUACGGGCAGACGGGGGCCGGCAAAUCCUACACCAUGAUGGGCAAACAGGAGAAAGACCAGCAGGGCAUCAUCCCACAGCUCUGCGAGGACCUGUUCUCCCGAAUCAAUGACACGACCAACGACAACAUGUCCUACUCCGUGGAGGUCAGUUACAUGGAGAUCUACUGUGAGCGAGUCCGCGACCUUCUGAACCCCAAGAACAAGGGCAACCUUCGUGUGAGGGAGCACCCUCUCCUGGGGCCCUACGUGGAGGACCUGUCCAAGUUGGCUGUGACCUCCUACAAUGACAUCCAGGACCUCAUGGACUCUGGGAACAAGGCCAGGACGGUGGCGGCAACGAACAUGAAUGAGACGAGCAGCCGCUCCCACGCUGUAUUCAACAUCAUCUUCACGCAGAAGCGCCAUGAUGCUGAAACCAACAUCACUACAGAGAAAGUCAGCAAAAUCAGCCUGGUGGACCUGGCCGGGAGUGAGCGGGCUGACUCCACGGGAGCCAAGGGCACACGCCUUAAGGAGGGGGCCAACAUCAACAAGUCGCUGACCACCCUGGGGAAGGUCAUCUCGGCCCUGGCUGAAAUGGACUCCGGGCCCAACAAGAACAAGAAGAAAAAGAAGACCGACUUCAUCCCAUACCGGGACUCCGUGUUGACCUGGCUGCUCCGGGAGAACCUGGGUGGGAACUCGAGGACAGCCAUGGUGGCCGCCCUGAGCCCAGCUGACAUCAACUAUGACGAGACCCUCAGCACCCUGAGGUAUGCCGACCGGGCCAAGCAGAUCCGCUGUAAUGCUGUCAUCAACGAGGACCCCAACAACAAGCUGAUCCGUGAGCUGAAGGACGAGGUGACACGGCUGCGCGACUUGCUGUAUGCCCAGGGGCUCGGCGACAUCACCGACGCCAACACUGUGCCUGGAGGACCUAAAUACAUGUCCGACCUUGAGAACAAUAACCACAGCCGUGGCGGGGCGCCGCUGAGUCCAGCCCCUGACACUCUCUCCACAGUGACCGAAGCCCUGGCCGGCAUGAGCCCCUCGUGCUCGCUCUCGGCCCUGUCCAGCCGUGCAGCCUCCGUGUCCAGCCUGCACGAGCGCAUCUUGUUUGCCCCGGGCAGCGAAGAGGCCAUCGAGAGGCUGAAGGAAACAGAGAAGAUCAUUGCUGAGCUCAAUGAGACCUGGGAGGAGAAGCUGCGGCGGACGGAAGCCAUCCGCAUGGAAAGGGAAGCCCUGCUGGCCGAGAUGGGCGUGGCCAUGAGAGAGGACGGCGGCACCCUGGGUGUGUUCUCUCCCAAAAAGACACCACAUCUGGUCAACCUGAACGAGGACCCUCUGAUGUCCGAGUGCCUCCUCUAUUACAUCAAAGACGGGAUCACCAGGGUGGGCCGGGAGGAUGGCGAGCGGCGGCAGGACAUCGUCCUGAGUGGGCACUUUAUCAAGGAGGAGCACUGUGUGUUCCGGAGCGACUCCCGGGGUGGCAGUGAAGCCAUAGUUACCCUGGAGCCCUGUGAGGGGGCGGACACCUAUGUCAACGGCAAGAAAGUCACGGAGCCCAGCAUCCUGCGGUCAGGCAACCGCAUCAUCAUGGGCAAGAGCCACGUGUUCCGCUUCAACCACCCCGAGCAGGCGCGCCAGGAGCGCGAGCGCACACCCUGCGCCGAGACGCCCGCUGAGCCCGUGGACUGGGCCUUCGCGCAGCGCGAGCUGCUGGAGAAGCAGGGCAUCGACAUGAAGCAGGAAAUGGAGCAGAGGCUGCAGGAGCUGGAGGACCAGUACCGCCGAGAGCGGGAGGAGGCCACCUACCUGCUGGAGCAGCAGCGCCUGGACUACGAGAGCAAGCUGGAGGCCCUGCAGAAGCAGAUGGACUCCCGGUACUGCCCCGAGGUGAACGAGGAGGAGGAGGAACCGGAGGAUGAAGUGCAGUGGACGGAGCGGGAGUGCGAGCUGGCGCUGUGGGCCUUCCGGAAGUGGAAGUGGUACCAGUUCACGUCCCUGCGGGACUUGCUGUGGGGCAAUGCCAUCUUCCUCAAGGAGGCCAAUGCCAUCAGCGUGGAGCUCAAGAAGAAGGUCCAGUUCCAGUUUGUCCUCCUCACGGACACGCUCUACUCCCCGCUACCACCUGACCUGCUGCCCCCAGAGGCUGCCAAGGAGCGGGAGACGCGCCCCUUCCCCCGCACCAUCGUGGCCGUGGAGGUCCAGGAUCAGAAGAACGGGGCCACCCACUAUUGGACGCUGGAGAAGCUCAGACAGCGCCUGGACCUGAUGCGGGAGAUGUAUGACCGGGCGGCCGAGGUGCCGUCCAGCGUGGUGGAGGACUGUGACAACGUGGUGACCGGCGGCGACCCCUUCUACGAUCGCUUCCCCUGGUUCCGGCUGGUGGGCAGUUCAGUCAUCUCUGGCUGCGACAGCUACCCUCUUCUGAGCACAUGCAUGAGCGAGCGCAUGGCUGCUCUCACCCCCUCCCCCACCUUCUCGAGCCCCGACUCCGACACCACCGAGCUUGCCGAGGAGCAGAGCGUGGGGGAGGAGGAGGAGGAGGAGGAGGAGGAGCACCUGGAGGACGACGUCUUUCCGGAGCACACGCUGUGCGACGGCCGGGACCCGUUUUACGACCGGCCCCCCCUGUUCAGUUUAGUAGGAAGGGCCUUCGUGUACCUGAGCAACCUGCUGUACCCCGUGCCGCUGGUGCACCGUGUGGCCAUUGUCAGCGAGAAGGGCGAGGUCAAGGGCUUUCUCCGCGUGGCGGUGCAGGCCAUCUCAGCCGACGAGGAAGCCCCUGACUACGGCUCUGGCGUCCGCCAGUCGGGGACCGCCAAGAUCUCCUUUGAUGAUCAGCACUUUGAGAAGUUUCAGUCCGAGUCGUGCCCUGUGGGAGGGAUGUCGCGUUCGGGCACCUCCCAGGAGGAGCUCCGCAUCGUGGAGGGCCAGGGCCAGGGUGCAGACGUGGGGCCCUCGGCCGACGAGGUCAACAACAACACCUGCUCAGCGGUGCCCCCGGAAGGCCUCCUGCCAGACAGCCCUGAGAAAGCCGCCCUGGACGGGCCCCUGGACGCGGCCGGGCAGCACCUGAGGCUCAGCAGCACCUUCACGUUCCGCGUCACAGUGCUGCAGGCCUCCAGCAUCUCGGCCGAGUACGCCGACAUCUUCUGCCAGUUCAACUUCAUCCAUCGCCACGACGAAGCCUUCUCCACAGAGCCCCUGAAGAACACGGGCAGGGGCCCCCCGCUCGGCUUCUACCACGUCCAGAACAUCGCUGUGGAGGUGACCAAGUCCUUCAUUGAGUACAUCAAGAGCCAGCCCAUCGUGUUUGAGGUCUUUGGCCACUACCAGCAACACCCGUUCCCACCGCUGUGCAAAGAUGUGCUCAGCCCCCUGAGGCCCUCACGCCGCCAUUUCCCUCGUGUGAUGCCGCUGUCCAAACCAGUGCCUGCCACCAAGCUCAGCACAUUGACAAGACCAAGCCCUGGGCCCUGCCACUGCAAAUACGACCUCCUGGUCUACUUCGAGAUCUGUGAGCUGGAGGCCAAUGGCGACUAUAUCCCAGCCGUGGUGGACCACCGUGGGGGCAUGCCAUGCAUGGGCACCUUCCUGCUCCACCAGGGUAUCCAGAGACGGAUAACUGUGACACUCCUGCAUGAGACAGGCAGCCACAUCCGCUGGAAGGAAGUGCGGGAGCUGGUCGUGGGUCGUAUCCGGAACUCUCCAGAAACUGACGAGUCUCUUGUUGACCCCAACAUCUUGUCUCUCAACAUCCUGUCGUCAGGGUACGUCCACCCGGCUCAGGAUGACCGAACAUUCUACCAGUUCGAGGCCGCAUGGGACAGCUCCAUGCACAACUCCCUCCUGCUCAACCGAGUCACCCCAUACCGGGAGAAAAUCUACAUGACCCUAUCUGCGUACAUUGAGAUGGAGAACUGCACGCAGCCGGCCGUGGUCACCAAGGACUUUUGUAUGGUCUUCUAUUCUCGCGAUGCCAAGCUGCCUGCCUCACGCUCCAUCCGCAACCUGUUUGGUAGUGGGAACCUGCGGGCGUCCGAGAGCAACCGUGUGACCGGCGUGUAUGAACUCAGCCUGUGCCAUGUGGCGGAUGCGGGUAGCCCAGGGAUGCAGCGUCGGCGCAGGCGUGUGCUGGACACAUCCGUGGCCUACGUCCGCGGGGAAGAGAACCUGGCGGGCUGGAGGCCCCGCAGUGACAGUCUCAUCUUGGACCACCAGUGGGAGCUGGAGAAGCUGAGCCUUCUACAGGAGGUGGAGAAGACCAGGCACUACCUGUUGCUGCGGGAGAAGCUGGAGACGCAGCGCCCGGCCCCCGAGGUGCUGUCCCCGAGCUCCAGCGAGGACUCCGAAUCCCGCAGCUCCUCGGGCGCCUCCUCCCCGCUCUCGGCCGAGGGUCGCCCGGCGCCCCUGGAGGUCCCCAGCGAGAGGCAGCGGGAGCUGGCCGUCAAGUGUCUGCGCCUCCUCACGCACACCUUCAACAGGGAGUACACCCACAGCCAUGUCUGCGUCAGCGCCAGUGAGAGCAAGCUCUCUGAGAUGUCUGUCACCCUGCUGCGGGACCCGUCCAUGUCCCCUCUGGGGGCAGCCACACUCACCCCCUCCUCCACCUGCCCCUCUCUGGUUGAAGGGCGGUACGGUGCUGCUGACCUGAGGACCCCCCAACCUUGCUCCCGGCCAUCCAGCCCCGAGCCUGAGCCCACCCUGGAGGCUGAGACCAAGAAGUUCCCAUCCCCCGCCCGGGCCCCUGAAGCUGACAAAGAGCCUCAGCGCCUGCUGGUACCUGAUAUCCAGGAGAUCCGAGUCAGCCCGAUCGUCUCCAAGAAGGGUUACCUGCACUUCCUGGAGCCGCACACGGCUGGCUGGGCCCGGCGCUUUGUGGUGGUACGGCGCCCCUAUGCCUACAUGUACAACAGCGACAAGGACGCCGUGGAGCGGUUCGUACUCAACCUGUCCACCGCCCAGGUGGAGUACAGCGAGGACCAGCAGGCCAUGCUCAAGACGCCCAACACAUUCGCCGUGUGCACCGAGCACCGGGGCAUUCUGCUGCAGGCUAACAGCGACAAGGACAUGCAUGACUGGCUAUAUGCCUUCAACCCCCUUCUGGCUGGAACGAUCCGGUCCAAGCUGUCUCGAAGGAGGUCUGCCCAGAUGAGGGUCUGAGCCUCGA
Molecule: messenger RNA, 5502 nt
Organism: Ochotona curzoniae (black-lipped pika)
Lineage: Eukaryota; Metazoa; Chordata; Mammalia; Lagomorpha; Ochotonidae
Gene: KIF1A
Product: kinesin family member 1A
Exons: 48
Coding region: 63-5495 (1810 amino acids)
Biological process (GO): microtubule-based movement
Molecular function (GO): microtubule motor activity; microtubule binding; ATP binding
Source: RefSeq, a predicted model, not a curated record